This is a messenger RNA of Peromyscus eremicus (cactus mouse), 1298 nucleotides long. RefSeq names its product uroporphyrinogen III synthase (gene Uros). The record is from RefSeq and is a predicted model, not a curated record. The transcript has 11 exons. Bases 175 to 999 code for a protein of 274 amino acids. Gene Ontology annotation, biological process: uroporphyrinogen III biosynthetic process. Lineage: Eukaryota; Metazoa; Chordata; Mammalia; Rodentia; Cricetidae. Gene Ontology annotation, molecular function: uroporphyrinogen-III synthase activity.
AGGUAAGAAGGCAGGGACCGCUGGCUGCUGGGUGAGGGGCGGCUCCCGGUUGUCAGUGCUCCGCAGCUCCGGCUGGAACCGGGAGAUUCGGUCCUACCUCUUAGCCCGCGAGGAAUAUAAUGCUCAUAACACUUUUGGAUAAUAAGGGAAAGUAAAAGAAGAAAAAUCAUACUAAUGCCUAUUCAGAAGCUGCCAAGCACAAUGAAGGUUCUCUUACUGAAAGAUGCUAAGGAUGAUGACAGUGGCCAGGAUCCAUAUAUCCAGGAACUAGGAUUGUACGGACUGGAAGCUACGCUAAUUCCUGUUCUGUCCUUUGAGUUUUUGUCUCUUCCCAGUUUGUCAGAAAAGCUGUCUCAUCCCGAAGGCUUUGGAGGACUCAUUUUCACCAGCCCCAGGGCAGUGGAAGCAGUGAAGCUGUGUUUGGAGAAGGACAAUAAAACUGAAGACUGGGAAAAGUCUCUGAAAAACAGAUGGAAUGCCAAGUCUGUGUACGUGGUUGGAAGUGCCACUGCUUCUCUAGUGAAUAAAAUCGGCCUGGAUGCAAAAGGAGCACACAGUGGAAAUGCAGAAAAGCUUGCUGAAUAUAUUUGCUCCAGGCCAUCUUCAGAACUGCCUCUUCUCUUUCCCUGUGGAACUAUCAAAGGAGAUACUCUUCCAAAAAUGCUCAAGGACAAAGGGAUCCCCAUGGAAAGCAUGCAUGUCUAUCAGACAAUUCCACAUCCUGGAAUCCAAGGGAACCUGGAGAGCUACUAUGAAAAUCAGGGUAUCCCAGCCAGCAUCACAUUUUUCAGUCCCUCCGGCCUAAAAUACAGCCUGGAGUAUAUUCAGGCGUUAUCUGGUGGCAGCUUUGAUCAGAUCAAGUUUGUAGCCAUUGGCCCCAGUACAACUCGUGCCAUGGCUGCCAAGGGCCUGCCCGUGAGCUGCACAGCAGAGAGCCCUACACCACAAGCCCUGGCUGCAGGCAUCAGCCAAGUGCUGCAGCCGAACAGCUACUGCUGAGGCUGGCCUGGGCCAGCUCCUUCCCUGUGCGUGGGACAGCCUGCCGCUACCUCGAGGAUGGAGCCCAGAAUCAGAGAGGAGCUCUGGAGAAGCUGCUUGUGAGCAUGUCACUGUGAACAUGUCAUCGCUAUGUGUGAAAUACGAAAAAAUAAGACUGAGCCAAGCUUGGUGGCACACUCAUCAUCCCAGCAUUCAAGGGAAUGGAGACAAGACAGUGGUGAGUUUAAGGCCAGCCAGGACUAUACAGUGAGACACUGUCUCAAAAAUCCAAAUGAAAAUAAACAGACCUGAAGUUCUGA